AUGUCGGUCGAAUUGUUCAAAUCAGCUCCAGACGACAUAAUUUUCAAAUGCGACUUCUGCGAAAAAAAUUUCGCAUCAAACAUUCUUCUCCGAAAACAUCGAGUGAUCCACAAUAUUCCAAGAAACAGUUUCAAAUGUGAAAAAUGCGACAAAACCUACAGUUCAAAAAGUUCGCUUGGAAAACAUCAGCGAGAACACGAAAAUGAGAAGCGGUGAGGUUUUCCAAGAAAUUCCAUAUAUAUAAUUUUUUCUCAAUUGCAGCUUCACAUGCCCAAUUUGCUCCCAACAGUUCAACUUGAGCGAACCAUUCAAAAUCCACAUGCGAAAACACGACAAUCUGAAGCCUUUCAAAUGCAGCAUCUGCUCAAAAACAUUCGCAUCUCGCGCAGUUUAUUUACGCCAUCGAAAAUCACACAAUAUUCCGAAAAUAUGA
Messenger RNA from Caenorhabditis angaria, 433 nucleotides. Lineage: Eukaryota; Metazoa; Nematoda; Chromadorea; Rhabditida; Rhabditidae. The record is from the annotation of a GenBank genome assembly.